Molecule: messenger RNA, 984 nt
Organism: Cyprinodon variegatus (sheepshead minnow)
Lineage: Eukaryota; Metazoa; Chordata; Actinopteri; Cyprinodontiformes; Cyprinodontidae
Product: trace amine-associated receptor 13c-like
Exons: 2
Coding region: 1-984 (327 amino acids)
Biological process (GO): G protein-coupled receptor signaling pathway
Cellular component (GO): membrane
Molecular function (GO): trace-amine receptor activity
Source: RefSeq, a predicted model, not a curated record
AUGCAAACUGUUGAAGAAACUGAACUUUGCUUUCCACAGCUGUUAAACUCAUCCUGCAAAAGGACUAUGCAGCAUCCAUAUGUAUCCCUCAUUAUUCACUUAACAAUAUCCUUUAUCUCAGUACUUACCGUAUUUCUUAACCUGCUGGUGAUCAUUUCUAUCUGCCACUUCAAGAAGCUCCAGAGCCCCACCAACAUCCUCCUGCUCUCUCUGGCCAUCUCAGACUGCAUAGUUGGAUUUCUCAUUUCAUUUCAAAUAGCACAAAUAGAUGACUGUUGGUAUCUUGGGGACAUCAUAUGUGUCUUAUAUGUUAUCUUGGAUUAUGUUAUCACUACUUCCUCCAUAGGAACCAUGGUUCUUAUAUCUGUUGAUCGUUAUGUGGCCAUUUGUUACCCCCUUUACUACCCCACAAAAGUUACUGCAGAACGAGCAAGGGUAUGUGUUUCUCUGUUUUGGAUGUGUUCAAUUCUUUAUAAUUGUGUUCUCUUUAGAGACAACCUGCAACACCCAGGCAGGUAUAAUUCCUGCUCAGGAGAGUGUCUUGUGUUUUUAGAUUAUUUUGGGGGAGUUUUUGACCUUUUGUCAUCCUUUAUUUGUCCUGUCACUGUGAUAAUUAUUCUGUAUGUGAGAGUGUUUAUAGUGGUUGUUUCUCAAGCUCGAGCCAUGAAGUCUCAUGUUGCAUCUGUCUCAAUUCAGGGUUCAGUGAGAGUCACAGCUAAGAAAUCUGAAAUUAAGGCAGCCAUAAUCUUGGGGAUUGUUGUAGUCGUAUUUCUUAUAUGCACUUUACCAUAUUUCUGCAUCACACUAAUAGCUGAAAAUGCUGCAGUCAGUGCAUCAAAUGUGACAGUUAUUUUGUUUUAUGUUAAUUCCACCCUAAACCCUCUGAUGUAUGCUCUAUUUUACCCCUGGUUCAGGAAAUCUGUUAAACUAAUUUUUACACUGCAGAUCCUAAAGCCAGACUCACGUGACAACAUUAUCGUGUGA